This is a messenger RNA of Mytilus californianus (California mussel), 758 nucleotides long. RefSeq names its product ependymin-related protein 1-like. Gene Ontology annotation, biological process: cell-matrix adhesion. The transcript is spliced from 6 exons. Lineage: Eukaryota; Metazoa; Mollusca; Bivalvia; Mytilida; Mytilidae. Bases 70 to 690 code for a protein of 206 amino acids. The record is from RefSeq and is a predicted model, not a curated record. Gene Ontology annotation, molecular function: calcium ion binding. Gene Ontology annotation, cellular component: extracellular region; lysosome.
UAAGAACCAGCCGUCUGUUCGUGUAUAUAUAACACUGACAAGUGGAGGAAUUUAAUUAUAUCGGACAAUAUGUUUCGUUACACAGCUUUGAUUGUGCUCCCAGCCUUAGUCUGGUCUUGCUGUCCACCAAGUAAAUGGGAAGGAACAGAAUAUAUUGCUCUGGGUUCAACAGAUGGCAAGGGGCAGGGACAUUACACUGAGAUUGAACAGAAUGUUACUGUAGAUACAGACAUGAGGAGGGUAUUUAUAACACAACAACUUGCGAUGGACGGUCAGGGUAUGGAACAGAAAAUUUUACAAGAUUAUGGUUCUGGAGAACAAUAUGUUACCACAACAAAAGAUGGAAUGGAAGUUAGUUGUACGAGAAUGCCAAUUAACUCAAUAGAGCCCGGAUGUGUUCCAAAGAAUCAUACUAAAAUAGUCCAAUCUUACUUUGGAGCUGGAAGUUCAAAGGUUAUGGCUACAAUGUACAAAUUCUCUAUGGGUCAGAAUGUUAUCUAUGCCACUAUGUCCGAUGAUGGAUGCAUACCUUUGGCAUAUGAAGCCACAGGUGCAACUGAAGAUGGAGGUGGAUAUCAAAUGACUGUUGAGUUUUUCGGAAUUACCCCAGGUGUUGCAUCCACAUCUGUAUUCGAAACACCAAAAAAUUGCCCGAUGCCUCGACCAGUCGUAUCAGGACUUGGAAAGUAAGAACAUUUCUCAAUGAUACUCACGACUUCAACCUCAGGAUUGGAUAUAUUAAAAUUAUGUACUUUUUA